This is a messenger RNA of Bemisia tabaci, 677 nucleotides long. The record is from RefSeq and is a predicted model, not a curated record. Lineage: Eukaryota; Metazoa; Arthropoda; Insecta; Hemiptera; Aleyrodidae.
GGGAGGUUAUGCAAAACCUGAGUUGACAGAUUUGUUAAUUUUACAACUAAUCCUUUUACCAUGUAGAGCUUUCAAGUAUUUCAAAUGGUAUACACGUUGGAUUUGGCGAUUUAACAUCAACCAUGAAGAGUACGGGGAUGAGGAAAAGUUAUACCUCAUCAGAAAAAAUAUGAAACUUAGUAUUAACCAAUUUGACGAUUUAGAAGAAAAUGACAAGCAGCAGUUUCUUAAAAAUGAGCUUUGGGUCAAGGACAAGUUUGAGAAAUGGCAGAAAGAAAAAAAUGAAGAAGUAAAGAAACAAAUGGCUGAAAAUGCUCGUUUCAAAGCAUACAGAAGGUAUAUGAAAAACCAUGGUCCAGGAAGAAUGGUGUUCGAUGACUCAUAAUCCGUGCUCACUUUGGCUCAUUUUAUUUCAGGGUCGGUCGUUAUCAACGCACGGCUGCAUGGAGCAUGGAUUGCGGUUGAGGCCACGCAUCGGCAAAAAUGAAGGUGAUCUGCGGGAGGAAUAUUGUCAGGCACUAUCUUGCUCCCUCAUCGAUUCAAGAUUAAAUGGGAGCUUAGAAUGAACAACUUUGAUCUCAUUCAAAAAUCCUGAAAAAUUCGUCCGCACACAGUGGGUUUUUCCUUUUUUUUUUUUGUAAAAAUGUAAGAAUUAAAAAUCUCUAGACAGGAUCAAA